Messenger RNA from Selaginella moellendorffii, 878 nucleotides. RefSeq lists its product as uncharacterized. NCBI's taxonomy places the organism in Eukaryota, Viridiplantae, Streptophyta, Lycopodiopsida, Selaginellales, Selaginellaceae. The record is from RefSeq and is a predicted model, not a curated record. The transcript has 7 exons. The coding region runs from base 196 to 780 and encodes 194 amino acids.
CGAAAGCCCCAUCAGGGUUUGAAACGCUUGCGCUGAAACGCUUGCGAGAGAUUGAUCGAAUCUAUCAAGAGGUCGGCGAUGGCGCAGCACAAGAGGCGAUCGACUCAAAACUAAGAAACCAUAAAAUGGGGCAAACUUCACUGACUUUGUGGGUCUGUCGAGCUUCAGUUCUUCGAUCCAAAUGCCUGCACUACGAUGCAAUACAUUCCUUUUGGAUUGCACAUUCCGGACAUUAAGAAGCGCUUUGCAAUCCACCAUGCUGUCAAAAGAUACAUUGAAGCUGGCCAUCACGACAGUGUUAUCAGAAGCGGGUGCCGCAUUCGGGACAUAACUCCUCCGAAAAGAAUACGAUGCAAGAAAAUCAUACCUGGUCCCCAUCAUCAUCCUGUUCCUCAGAGAAGUGUGAUCACUGGAAAACUCGGGCCUAAAGAUAACAUCAUACCUCCUCGCUGCGCUCUUGGUCCUCAGUUACUCUCUCCCGGCGGUCACUACAACGAAGAUGUCAUCGAUGGCAGAUUCAUCCCGAAACAACUAAAACCUGACAAGAUCACGAUAGGACACCAGCCAUUCAAGAAGGAAGAAGUUAAAGACAACUUCUUCAAAGUUCACCAGGCUCGCCAAGAUCACGCAACGUAUAAGCUCCGGACGCACGCAGCAUUGACAGAGUUUUUGUACGAGGCCAAAGAUCGAGCGGGCGAAGUUUUUAACAAGGACGAAUUCUCCAAAGUAAGGCCCAGCACUGCUCCAGCGGCGUCGCCGGCAAAACCUCUUAAGAAGUGAAAGCUUUCGAACAAGCAAGAGAGAGCUUUCAUUCAAAGAAUUUUGGAAGUUUUGUUUAGCGUCUAUGAUUAAUGUAAUCACGGCCAGAAUAUCCCUUU